This is a messenger RNA of Nicotiana tabacum (common tobacco), 2804 nucleotides long. RefSeq names its product wall-associated receptor kinase-like 14. The record is from RefSeq and is a predicted model, not a curated record. NCBI's taxonomy places the organism in Eukaryota, Viridiplantae, Streptophyta, Magnoliopsida, Solanales, Solanaceae. Gene Ontology annotation, molecular function: ATP binding; protein kinase activity. Gene Ontology annotation, biological process: protein phosphorylation.
AGAAAUGGAAAUGCAACUGGCGACUUUUCCUUGUAUCUCUGAUAUUCAGAUUACUGUUGGAUAGCUUCAUAUAUCUACAGAAACCAAUUUAAACCCAGCUUCUACGAGAGGCGUUUGAAGCUCAGGUAUUUCAAAUUUUGGACUCUUAUUAAUUGCUACCAAUCAGAGAAAAGAAAAGUUGCAGAGCAAGAAAGAGAGGGGGAAGUAAAAGCUACUAGCUAAGAGGCUAAGCACAACAUUAAUUAAUACUGAUGAAACCAGUCCCACGGUACUCUUUCCUCUUGUAUAUGGAAUUCAGAAAUUAGCAUUUAUUGAGAAACAAUGAACUUCCCACCAUCCUCAACUGCUCCCCUUUAAUUCCCCUCAAUUAAGUGUCCUCCCUUAAGUCAAACUCUUCUUCUUCUUCUUCUUCUUCUUUUACCUCUCUUUAAUUCGAACCAUGGUUUUUGAUGAAACAAUUAUCAGAUUCGUCUUCUCAAUUUUAUUGGUCUGGUCAUCAUCAUCAGUUGGUGCUGCUAAUUCAACUCAGUGCAAUCAGUACAGUGGAGCUGCUUCUAAUGGCCAGCGUGUUCCUUAUCCAUUUGGAUUCUCAGAGGGUUGUACGAUUCGCUUGAAUUGUACUCAAAGUGGAGAAAUUAGAAUUGGAGAAUAUCUAAUACAAAAUGUGACUUCAGAUACAUUAAUGGUCAACUUUCCAGUAAAUUGCCGCCGUCCGAUUGAGGAUCUUAAGCAAUUUAGCGGAACCAAUUACGGUAUGACUUGGAGAAACGGGCUGCUUCUACAGAAUUGUACAGUCCCGAAGAGCGAGUGUACCAUACCAUCGGACCUUUUAAGCGCGCGUUUGAACAUACCGUCGUGUGAUUCGAAGAAUGAGAAUGUGAGUUGUUAUUCAGAGGCGACUGCUGAUUAUUUGGAUUACUGGAAACUGAAGAAUAUAGGGUGUGGACUUGUGGUCUCCUCCAUAUUGGUUGGUAUGGAUAAUAAUACAAAGAAGAGCUCUUCGAUGUACUUAGAAUUUCAGACGAUUGAAUUAGAGUGGGGAUUGGAAGGAGAUUGUGCAUGUGAUGAACAUGCGAAUUGUACAAAUAUUUUUCUUCCGGGGAACAGAAACGGCUUCCGGUGCCGGUGUAAAGAUGGUUUCGUAGGUGAUGGUUUCCGCGACGGUGAUGGUUGCCGGAAAGUAUCUAAAUGCAAUCCUUCAAGAUACCUGUCUGGCCGAUGUGGUGGAACUACAAGAAUUGGUGUGCUCAUUGGAGGGAUUAUUGCUGGAGCUGGUUUAAUGGCUGCUUUGGCUAUUCUCUGCUACUGCAUUCGAAGACGUUCUGCAUCUCUGAAGAAAAGAAUGAGCGCGAAGCGCCUUCUUUCUGAAGCUGCAGGUAGCUCCAGUGUUCCUAUGUUCCAAUACAAAGAAAUUGAGAAAGCAACAAAUAGUUUCUCUGAGAAACAGAGGCUGGGUAUAGGUGCUUAUGGCACAGUUUAUGCUGGAAAGCUCCACAGUGAUGAAUGGGUUGCAAUUAAGAAACUAAGACAUCGAGAUCCAGAUGGCGUUGAACAAGUGAUGAAUGAGAUUAAACUUUUGUCUUCUGUAAGCCAUCCAAAUCUAGUCCGCCUCUUAGGUUGUUGUAUUGAAAAUGGUGAACAGAUUCUUGUUUAUGAAUUCAUGCCCAAUGGAACUCUAGCUCAGCAUCUACAGAGAGAAAGGGGUUCAGGACUUCCAUGGACAAUACGUCUCACUAUCGCCACAGAAACUGCUCAAGCGAUAGCUCACCUUCACUCAGCAAUGAAUCCACCAAUAUACCACAGGGAUAUCAAAUCUAGUAAUAUACUCUUAGAUUACAACUUCAACUCAAAGGUAGCAGAUUUUGGUCUUUCCAGAUUUGGCAUGACAGAUGAUUCUCAUAUCUCUACAGCACCACAAGGCACUCCAGGAUAUGUGGAUCCUCAAUACCAUCAGAAUUACCAUCUUUCCGACAAGAGUGACGUGUACAGCUUUGGAGUGGUUCUUAUAGAAAUCAUUACAGCACUGAAGGUGGUUGAUUUCUCUAGACCACACAGUGAGAUUAACUUGGCUGCACUUGCAAUUGACAGAAUUGGGAAAGGUCGUGUGGAUGAGAUAAUCGAUCCAUUUCUUGAGCCACACAGGGAUGCAUGGACUCUAUCAUCAGUUCAUAGAAUUGCGGAGCUAGCUUUCAGAUGCCUCGCAUUUCAUAGAGAUAUGAGGCCUUCAAUGAUAGAAGUGGCAGAUGAACUAGAACAGAUCAGGCUCAGCAGUUGGACAUCAUUGGAGGACAAUAUAUGUAUGACAUCAUCAGUGAAUUCCUCUUGCUCAUCUCCGCGUAGUAUGAGCGAGACAUCUUUUCGUAGUACAACAACUAAGAAAGGAGGAGUUGGGAGUAGGAGGUUGAUUUUUCCGCAGAAGAUAGGGAAUGCACUGUCAACCAUGGAGGAAAUAAAGGAUAGUUCCCCUGUUUCAGUGCAGGAUCCUUGGUUAAGCGAAGAGAGUCCUCCUUCAACAAACAGAUUACUGGGUAGUGCUGGUCGAUGAUGACUUGAAAAGAAAGUCUGCUUUAGGUAGAAAACUGAGGUACCUGUAAUCUAUUACAACCAGUUUACCACCUGUUCUUAUCUUAUUAUAUAGUGACUCGUACCAAAGAGUAAUACAACAGUCCUCUUUGUCAUUACAUGCUCGAACUAGUACUAGCUUUUUUCUUGCAUCUGCAGCUUCAUACAUAAAAGGAAUGUGAAAUAGUGAUUGGACAAGUGCCAAAAACUACCAGAAAGAUCAGUGACUACAUCCGAAUUCG